Molecule: messenger RNA, 1572 nt
Organism: Exophiala aquamarina CBS 119918
Lineage: Eukaryota; Fungi; Ascomycota; Eurotiomycetes; Chaetothyriales; Herpotrichiellaceae
Product: cytochrome P450 oxidoreductase
Exons: 2
Coding region: 1-1572 (523 amino acids)
Molecular function (GO): oxidoreductase activity, acting on paired donors, with incorporation or reduction of molecular oxygen; monooxygenase activity; heme binding
Source: RefSeq, a predicted model, not a curated record
AUGGCACCAGCACAAGACUCUGGGAGCUCUCUUGUCCUCUCACAGAUUCAGCAUGCUAUCUCAGGAUACCCGUUCCAGCUGAUCUUUGUACUUAUUCUUUUCCGACUUGUGUGGAAUAAAUUCCAACGACAUCUGGUGGGCAUCCCUGGACCUGCUGUGGCGGCUUACACCAAAUUUUGGCGACUGUACGAUGUAUGGAAAGGAGAGGCCCACCUGACUGCCAUCUCGAUCCAUCGAAAAUAUGGGCCUGUUGUUCGAAUUGCUCCCAACCAUGUCUCGAUCGCUGAUCCCAGCUUCAUCCCAGUGAUUUACAAUAUCAAGGAGAACUAUACCAAGUCGGCUUUCUACCCCAUUCAAUGCAUCUCGUGGAAGAAGCGUCCGGAAAUGAACCUGUUCUCUACUAGAGAUCCAAAUUACCAUAGGACGGAGAAGAGGAAGGUUGGCGCUGCAUAUAGUCUGCCCAAUCUUCUGGAGUCUGAGGCAGCCAUUGAUUCGUGUAUUGAUCUCUUCAUGAGUCAACUUGACGGAUACGAGAGGGAUCAAAAGCCGGUCGAUCUGGGUGCUUGGCUCCAAUACUUUGCUUUCGACGUAGUUGGAGAGGUCACGUUCUCUAGCAAACUUGGAUUUCUGGAGCAGGGCAAAGACGUUGACGGGAUGAUGAAAGCCAUAGAGGGAAUGCUGACCUACGCAGCCUUGUGUGGCCAAGUUCCCGAAUACCACAAAUUUCUCCUUGGGAACCCCCUCUUCUCAAUGCUGAUGCCGGCGAUGGAGACGUGGAAUCAAGUCCUCAUGUUCACGUUGAAAGCAAUCAAUGGUCGAGCCUCCAUCAAGCGGGACGGAGAAUUGAUCAAUGCAGAUUCCGAAGGGCGUGAUAUGCUUUCACGAUGGGCUUAUGUCAAGUCUUCAGACCCGCUCAAGAUGAGUACUCGAGACAUUAUUGUCCAUCUCUCGACAAAUGUCUUUGCUGGAAGUGACACAACAGCCAUAGCCCUCCGUGCCGUCAUAUACUACCUUUGCCGCAACACUCAGUGCAUGAAAACUGUGGUGGAUGAGAUCGAUCAGGCUGCCGAACAAGGAAAACUCAGCUCGCCUAUCACCUACAAAGAGUCAACAACGUUCCUACCAUACUUCAACGCUGUCUUGAAGGAAGCAAUGCGAAUUCAUCCAUCGGUAGGCCUGCUCAUGGAGCGGCAUGUGCCAGCUGAAGGUGUCGAAAUCGCUGGUCAUUUUAUUCCGGGCGGCACCAUUGUGGGCAUCAAUCCAUGGGUGACGAAUCGAGACGAAACCAUUUUCCAUGAUCCAGACGAGUUCAAACCAGAGAGAUGGCUGAACGCUUCGGAAUCUCAAUUGAAACAGAUGGACAACAUCUUGGAACUGAACUUUGGAGGUGGAAGCAGAAAGUGUAUUGGUAGGAACAUCAGCAUGAUUGAGAUGCAGAAAGUCAUUCCGCAGCUUCUACGAUUGUACAGCGUGGAGUUGACGUAUCCCGAGCGAGAAUGGCAGAUCUGUAAUCACUGGUUUGUCCAGCAAGAUGGAUUGAUUUGUACAUUGAGGAAACGAAGUCACAUGUGA